This is a messenger RNA of Numida meleagris (helmeted guineafowl), 2016 nucleotides long. Its product is annotated as glutamate receptor ionotropic, NMDA 2A-like. The record is from RefSeq and is a predicted model, not a curated record. The transcript has 2 exons. NCBI's taxonomy places the organism in Eukaryota, Metazoa, Chordata, Aves, Galliformes, Numididae. Bases 177 to 620 code for a protein of 147 amino acids.
UUUGGUGCUGCAGCUGUGGGAGCGUGGCCCGCAGCGCUAUGACUUAGGAAGCACUUUGGGACUGAUUUGCGGUUAAAUGGUCUCGCAAGCUCAUCUCCUCGUCUGCCCCGACAGGAGGUGAUGUUAUAGCAAGCCCUCGUCUUGGCGUGCGUUUCAGCAGCGGAUGAUUCUGAUUGAUGGUGGAGGGGAUAAAGCUGGCAAAGAUGAGGAAAAUUGGCUGUGCUCUCCUGGUACUCCAAGCUCUUCUUGCGCCUUUGGAUCUUGUUUGUGGAGCAGAGAAGAAUUAUCCUGUCCUGAACAUUGCAGUCAUUCUGGGAAGGACCAAGGAUAUCACAGAGAGAGAUAUCAGAUCUCUCUGGACCAGGGAGAUGUCAGCAGACCUGACUGUUGAUGUCAAUGUAGUGACCCUUCUGGUGAACCAGACUGACCCUAAAAGCAUCAUAACACACGUUUGCGACUUGAUGUCUGGUACCAAGAUCCAUGGAGUGGUUUUCGGAGACGACACUGAUCAGGAGGCAGUAGCUCAGAUUUUGGAUUUUAUUUCAUCUCAGACUUCUAUUCCAAUUCUUGGAAUUCAUGGUGGGGCCUCCAUGAUAAUGGCAGAUAAGGUAGGAAGAUAAUUGAAAGCUUUUGCUACUCUAAUGCACUUCAGUAUGUUAGUUUCUAUUGUGAAUAAUUACUGCAAGCCGUUCAGAAAGGAUUCCUCUAAUUAUCUCUUUUUACUUUAAGGAAGAAAAGAAUAUACAGAGCAGCGUCCUCACUGACUACUCACCAAAUAUUCUAAAAUAUUUUGAGGUUCAUACCUGAAACUGAAUUUUCUUUCCACUGUAAAAGUGAUCCUAAUUAAACUUUGCUCUCCACCAAAUCUAAUGCUGAUCACCUUAAGUUUUAUUAGCAAAUACUAUGGCUGUGAAAACAACAAAACAGUUCAAUCAAAUAAUUUUAGGGGUAAAAUACAAAAUUAUAAGCAGAAAUUAUUUAUGAGCAUGGCAGAAUACCAGCAAGUUAUAGGCUUGAAUGUAUUUAAGGACAGUAGUGGUAACAGGACGUUUAUAUUAUACUGAACUUUUGUGAUCCACUGCGGUCUGUCAUUUAAAUAGGCUUGCAAAUUCAUGUUCACUGUACUUAUUAAAUUACACUUUCACUAACCAGAUACUUCUAGCUUCCUUCUAUAGCUCUUGAAAAUCCACAAAGCGUUGUCAGAACCCUGGAGGUAAUGACAAAUUGCUUUGUUGGAAAACAUUUCUUUAUGUAAUCCAUCGUGAGAUUGUGGAACGACAAAUAGAAGUGACUCACAUAUGCAGCUCAUUUGCUUUAACACUGCAAGUUACAGAUAAACCUACCUGCAGUGCCAGUAAAUGUGAUCUUGUAGAGCGAUCAGUGCUGCUUUGGAAGCAGUGGGUGCGUGGCACCUCCCAGGACGAAGCGUUCUGGUGUGGACAGCUGCUUGGCCUGAGGGUCUGUGAGAAGCUCCUGCAGAUGCUGAGGAGCACGUGCUGUGUGAAAGGGAGUUUGUGUGGGCAGUCAGUCCCUGGUUUUCCAGCACGCAGCUUGCAUUGCACGCAUCCCACACCAUGUUAAUUGCAACUUACUUCCUGUUACUUGUACCCUUCAGGUUCUCUUGUUCUGUAAAGAUUGUUCUUCCUUAUAGAUGGCUUCUGAAUAGUCCUUCAGGAUCUCUGUAUCUGCCUAAAUACGAAGUGGCUUCAUAACUUGGGGGAAAAGAAGCAGGGAAGAUGCAAUGAUUAGUUACAAUUGAGAAAUCUGUACUGAACUUUUGAAACAUUUUCCCUCUGUGAAAAACGUAUUCCACUGCGAUUGAAGAGACCCAUCGUCUCUCAGUAUCAUAAAUGACCUUUAAAGCUGUUGUAAUACAACAGUGAGAACAGUAACUGCUGAAUUAUAGCAGAGAUUCUAUAACAAUGGGCUGGACAUCUUGAUUUAUAUGGAGAGAUCAUUAUUGUCAGUACUACUGUCUUAAAAGUAUGUGCAGCCGCUGAGUAAUACAGACGGUUA